GCUGCUCAGAUGAAACAAAUUUUCUUCAUCACUCUUACACUCUUUUUGGUCCCUCCGAAAGUAAAGUUAUCCUCUAUUAUAUGUCGAAAUGGUCAACGCCGCUGGUCUUCUGCGUGAAACCAAUGCCCUGGUUAGUCGCGCGGGCGGCAUUCAUGUCCCUCCAGAAGUGAUUGCCAGUUGGCCGACUCCCAAUCACAUCUCUCCAGAGGAAAGGACAUGGGGCGCCCCAGUAGCUCUGUCUAUCUUGUUAGUGGUGACGCUUCUCGUCUAUGUCGCCCGCAUGUGGGCACGGCUGACUAUGACCAAAAACGCUGGUGUUGAUGAUGCUCUUAUAAGUGUAUCUAUGAUAUUCUUGAUCGGACUAUCAAUUUCGGCAAUUCUCGGCGUGAAAAUUUAUGGCUUCCAAUGGCAUAUGUGGGAUCAGACACCGACAACCAAAAACACCACAACAUACGUCACCAUGGCAAUCGAACUCACUUACAUGAUCUCCACGACUCUAAUAAAAAUUUCAAUUUUGCUCUUCUACCGACGGCUAACUGGUUCGUUGACUAACAGAUUUGUAUACCUAGUAUGGGCAUGCAUAGCGGCUUGCAUUCUUUAUUUUGUUUCCUUUAUUAUUCUUAUCUUUUUCGCCUGCUCUGUAGCUGUUGGACGAAAAGAUUGUGCUGAAGAAGGACCAUUUAUAGUCUCUGUCACGACUGUCUCAACAGUACAAGACCUUGUUAUCUGCCUUCUUCCUGCUUUCCUUAUCCGUAAUCUUCAGAUGCCCAAACGCCAGAAGCUCGCAGUCUGUGGAAUCUUUGGCUUAGGUCUUGUCACCACAAUCUGUGGUAUCAUGAGGUUGUAUUAUGCAAUCUAUCUUUACUAUUUUACGUAUGAUGCGACAUGGUACGCGUAUUAUGGCUGGAUUUGGACCGUACUCGAAGCCGACCUAGGCUUGAUCUGUGCGUCAGCUCCAGCACUUCGAGUUUUUUUCCGCCACUCCUUGGGAUUGAUGUCUUCUUCCACUGGUAAUCCGCGAUCUAGGGCCAAUAAAACAUCUUCUGAUGUUCUGUCGAAUCGAGCAACCCACUCGGGACAGUUAACGCGGAAUGGUGGCAGGAAAGAUCUGGAAUCUCAAGGAGACCACAUUUACUUGGACAGCAUAAUAGUCGAGCGGGGUUUGAGCAGCAGAACCCAAGAAAGAGACGAUGCAAGUCAGAAAAGCGAUUCCAGCACCCGGAACCUUACAACAAUAAUCCAUGGGCCUAUGCUGAAGUAAUAAGGUCAGCACUUUUCAGUGAUAUACUACAGAAAACCCGAGUUUGAGUAAUUUUCUCUUACAAAAGUGUGCGCUCAGUGGCAAAGCCGGAACGAAAGCUGCCACUAUGAUUUCUGCAGAGUGAUAGAGAUUUAAUUGCCAAACUACUCUCUGGCUACCCAGUAUAGACGUU
Messenger RNA from Bipolaris sorokiniana ND90Pr, 1433 nucleotides. RefSeq lists its product as uncharacterized. NCBI's taxonomy places the organism in Eukaryota, Fungi, Ascomycota, Dothideomycetes, Pleosporales, Pleosporaceae. The transcript is spliced from 4 exons. The record is from RefSeq and is a predicted model, not a curated record. Bases 89 to 1261 code for a protein of 390 amino acids.